CGCGGCGGUGCGGCAGCUCGGGGCUCAGUCGGAGAGGAGCUGCGGGACCUGAUGGAGGAGCGGCCGGGGGGCGCCUGGCGGCAGUACAACGGCGGCACAAUGGGCUUGUUCGCUUCAGCUGUGCGGGGGGCCAUGGCUUAAGGGGCGAGGAGGAGGCAGGAGAGGCGCGUGGGUGGCACCAUGAGCUCAGCCGAAAUAAAGAAGCCACCAGUGGCCCCAAAACCAAAAUUUGUGGUAGGACACAAGGCAUCACCUCCCCCUGUUGCACCUAAGCCAGAUGUUGUGUUUGCUGGUGUUAUACAAACAACAAAGAAAACUAAACCAGCAAUAGCACCAAAACCAAAGGUUCUCAAGAGUUCAUCUGUUCCUGAAGUUAGACCUCCAUCAUCUUUAAGAAAAAACACCAAAAGCCUAGAAGAACACAAAGGAAAUUCUUCUGAAACUCUAGACCACCUGAAUUAUAAAAAUGGAGACUCUGCAGAAAGCACUGAGGAUACUGCUUACAUUAUACCAAUGUGUUCUUGCAAUUUUGAAUGCAUCCAUAAGCUUGGAAAUGGGGAGAGCACAUGUAAAACUCAAAUAAUUUUUGAACACUUUGAGAACUUAGAGAAUAUCAAGAUAGGUGAACAAAUUGCACCAUCUACAAAAGGUAGGACAACACAGGACAGUCAUAGUGAAAAAGUGGCAAAUAGAAAUCGGGUAGUAUUAAAGGCCAGCCUUCUGGAAGGGACCCUCAAAGAUGUUCUGACACAAAGUAUAUUCCCUAGUAGCAGCCCUUUGAGGGACAAGUGUCCAGAUGAACUUGAAAGGGAUGAUAGUAGUAGUUCUAACAGUGAAGUUAAAAUAGAGUUUACAGAUCUUGUGCAGUUUUCUGGGUCUGAGGAAGCUACAGGCAAGCCACAAAAUAACCACAAUAAGAGAGAUGCUGAUGAAAUUCACAUGUCUGAAACCUGUUCCAGUCUAACUGAAAGCAACCACAAUUGCUAUUGCUCAUUGAACCAAGAAACCCUAGAAAAUGGCAAUGUAAAUAGUGAUAUUACAUUUCCAGGUGGAAUCUGUAUGAAAGGAGACGAUAAAACUCCACCUUCUUCUGGAGUGUGUUCAACAUCCAGCUCAAAAAUGCUUCCAGUUCCAAAACCGAGAAAGCCACGUGCUGCAUGUCUAGUCCGUCAAGAUGGUAUAGAUAUUUCUGGUGAAGGAACAAGAGAACCGAUUAAUUCAAAGAGUGAUUCUGCUGGAUUUUCUGAGCACAUCUUUAAAAAAACGGCAAAAAUUAAUGUUCUUGGUCAGAGUGUUUCAUAUAAUGAUCAUCCAGAAAAAGUGCAUCAGACUAAUACAUUUGAGAUUCCUCAAAAUCUUGCUGAGAAAAUACACUGGGUGAAGGGAUCUGAUACCGAAGAAUUAGCUUCACACAAUAUCUUGCCUCAGCUUCUGCAAGAAGCUUCUCUCAUGACAGAAAAUGUUAAACGUUCCUUGGAUGAAGACCUUAAUUUAACAAGUCCUGCAGAUGAAAUGACAGAUGACGCAAGUAUAUUAGCUGCUGUGGACAAAAGGACUAAUUUUAUACGAAGCAGUGCUCUGUCCAUGAGUUUGCCUAAACAGCUCAAAUUGACUUGCAAUCAGCACUUGCCUGCCUCCAGUAGCCUUGAUGUUUCUGUGCACAAACCAGAAGAUAAAGAAAUUCAUGUAAAAGAUGAAAAUUCACCAAGGACUGUUCCUAAAAAACCUCAAAGACACAGCUUGCCUGCUGCUGGACUGCUGAAAAAAGCUGCAUCAGAGGAGCUUGUUGAAAAAAGUUCUUAUGUUUCCAGUGAAGAUAAAAAAUCAGAAAAUGUUCUGGAAAGAACUUAUUUAAGGCAUAUGUUGGCCAAAGAACAAGGUAUGUCACCUUACUUUGACAUGCCAAAACGUUCUUCAGAGAAACCUGUCUGGAAAUUACCUCAUCCUAUCCUGCCAUUUUCAGGCAAUCCAGAAUCAUUAAAAACUGCCACCAUUGCCACAAACUCUGACCUUUCAACUGCUGUGAUCAAGCCUAGAGCUAAAUCUCUGUCUUCCGUGGAUAUGGACAGAACGGACAAACCUCCCAAAGACAGUCAGAAGAAAAAAAAUUUAAAGAAAUUUCUCAACAUUAAAUUAUCUGUUUGCAUAAUGAAAAGUGACUUCCAGAAAUUUUUUUCCAAGGGCAGCCAGUCCAUGGAUAGUGCCAUAGCUAGUCUUCCCACUGGGCAAGGGAAUGGUAUUGGUAACAACUGGAAUGUAACAUCCCUAGCAAGCGAAAGGAAAACUAAAUCUGCCAAGGCACGUUCUGCAGAAAUAGGUAGCCCAGCAUCAGAAAAGAAAAGACAGAGACAUAGGAGUCAGCAUGAUAUACCAAACAGUCAAAGAUUAGAGUCUUUAGAUGAACAAAUAUUCUCAGGGAAGCAGUUGUCACAAACACACUUGAAUUCUCUUACAAGCGAUUAUCCACCAGAAUAUGAGAAUGUGCGCCACUAUGAAGAAAUUCCAGAGUAUGAAAACUUGCCUUUUAUUCAGUCUUCUGAUAAAAAUCCAUGUUUUGAAUGGCAGAAUUCCAGCAGUGUGAUGGAAGACCAUGAUACAAAUGUAUAUGAGGUGGAAGACCCAUAUGACGCUACAAGCAGCCAUUCAAGACAUGGCAGGGCAUCAGAAGAUCACAGUGAUUCCAAUGUGUUGAUGGGAGAGGUUCAAUCAGAUGAAGAGAUUAUCAACAGCUCUGAUGAGGACGAUGACACAAAUUCUGAUUCUAGCAAAGGGGAGCUUGAUCUUCAAGAAUAUAAGCAGAGCAAAGCAGCUGGAAAGAAAACGAAAGUUUACCAUAUUGCCAAGGAGAUCAUGAGCUCGGAGAAAGUAUUUGUGGAUGUGCUAAAGCUCUUACACAUUGAUUUCCGGGAUGCAGUGGCACAUGCUUCCAGGCAGCUAGGAAAGCCAGUAAUUGAGGAUAGGAUCCUGAAUCAGAUCCUGUACUACCUACCUCAGCUGUACGAACUUAAUCGGGACCUCCUCAGAGAAUUAGAAGAGCGACUGUCUCACUGGAUUGAUUAUCAAAGAAUCGCUGAUAUAUUUGUGAAAAAAGGACCCUACUUAAAGAUGUAUUCAACUUACAUCAAAGAAUUUGAUAAGAAUGUUGCGCUGCUAGAUGAACAAUGCAAGAAGAACCCUAGUUUUGCUGCUGUGGUUAAAGAUUUUGAGAUGAGUCCUCGCUGUGCUAGUCUGGCACUCAAGCACUAUCUCCUCAAGCCAGUUCAGAGGAUUCCCCAGUACAGGCUGCUUUUGACAGAUUAUUUAAAGAAUCUUUUAGAAGACUCAGCAGACUAUAGGAAUACUCAAGGUGCUCUGGCUGUUGUCAUAGAAGUAGCCAACCAUGCCAAUGAUAUCAUGAAACAAGGAGAUAACUUUCAGAAGCUUAUGCAGAUUCAAUACAGUUUAAAUGGGCAUCAUGAAAUUGUUCAACCAGGAAGGGUCUUUCUCAAAGAAGGAACGUUGAUGAAGCUUUCCAGGAAGGUCAUGCAGCCGCGAAUGUUUUUUCUGUUUAAUGAUGCUCUAUUAUAUACAACUCCAGUACAGUCUGGCAUGUAUAAACUCAACAACAUGCUUUCAUUGGCUGGAAUGAAGGUUAGAAAACCAACCCAGGAAGCAUAUCAAAAUGAGUUGAACAUAGAAAGCGUAGAGCGAUCCUUCAUACUCUCAGCAAGUUCUGCUACAGAAAGAGAUGAAUGGUUAGAAGCCAUCUCCAGAUCAAUUGAAGACUAUACAAAGAAGAGAAUCACAUUUAACCCAAGUAAAAGUCUUGAAGAGGCAGAUCCAGAGAAAGAGGAUGAAGAUAGUCCUCUUGGAUCAAAGGCUCCCAUCUGGGUUCCUGAUACUAGAGCCACAAUGUGUAUGAUCUGCACUAGUGAAUUCACAUUGACCUGGAGAAGACAUCACUGCAGGGCAUGUGGAAAGAUUGUCUGCCAGGCAUGUUCCACAAAUAAACAUGGCUUAGACUAUAUGAAAAACCAACCAGCAAGAGUGUGUGAUCAUUGCUUCAAAGAACUACAGAAACAAGAUAACCACUUCACUCCUAAGAGUGGAUCCCCAGUGAACCAUAAAUCUCCAUCCAGUGCCUUGUCUACAGUGUUACAUAGUAUUCCAUCUGGGAGAAAACAGAAAAAAAUUCCUGCUGCUCUCAAAGAAGUUUCAGCAAAUACAGAAGACUCCUCAAUGAGUGGCUAUUUAUAUAGAUCAAAGGGCAGCAAAAAACCAUGGAAACACCUGUGGUUUGUCAUAAAAAAUAAGGUGCUAUACACAUAUGCUGCUAGUGAGGAUGUUGCAGCACUGGAGAGUCAGCCUUUACUGGGUUUCACAGUCUCUGAAGUAAAGGAUGAAAACUCGGAGUCCAAAGUAUUCCAUUUACUGCACAAAAACACUUUAUUUUACAUAUUCAAAGCCGAUGAUCCUCAUUCAGCUCAAAAGUGGAUAGAAGCUUUUCAAGAAGGCACCAUAUUAUAGUGCCUCACCACCAUCUCUGAGACUAAAGGAGAAAAAUGUUAUCAAAGGAUGACAAGAAAUGGAGUAUAGCAAUUUUGUUUAAAAAUAGACUCUACCAGCAUCAAC
Molecule: messenger RNA, 4611 nt
Organism: Gopherus flavomarginatus (Mexican gopher tortoise)
Lineage: Eukaryota; Metazoa; Chordata; Testudines; Testudinidae
Gene: FGD6
Product: FYVE, RhoGEF and PH domain containing 6
Exons: 21
Coding region: 181-4506 (1441 amino acids)
Biological process (GO): regulation of GTPase activity
Cellular component (GO): cytoplasm
Molecular function (GO): metal ion binding; guanyl-nucleotide exchange factor activity
Source: RefSeq, a predicted model, not a curated record